Molecule: messenger RNA, 6099 nt
Organism: Chironomus riparius
Lineage: Eukaryota; Metazoa; Arthropoda; Insecta; Diptera; Chironomidae
Source: the annotation of a GenBank genome assembly
GUUGUCGUUUUUGUCAGUCAAUAUAAGAAUUUUGUCAAGUGAACAUUAAAAGUAAAUUUUCCUGUGUUAAAAACAAAGAGCAAAAUAUAGACAUAAAAUAAUGAAUUUUAUUAGAUUUUUAUUGGUUAUAGCUGUGCAAGUUAUUGUGAUAAAUUCAUAUCCAACACCAACAUUAAGAAAAGAAAUCGAUCAGUUCCAAAAUGUGAUAAAUUUUCAAAGAAUUACAGAAAUAAUUCGUGAAUAUUGGGAAAAUGAUCCAAACAUUCAGGCACUUAUAAAGUAUCUGAAAGGUGAUACAUUCAAGUCUGCAUGGAACAUCCUAGCACAGUCAGAGGAUGUCGAUAAUAUUGUUGAAUGGAUGCAUACACAUGGCGUGGAUAUAGAAGAAAUUGUAGAGAAUUUAUUCCAAGAUAUCAUCACCAUCCAUCAAUCAUCGCUACAAUUCGAACGGAUAAUUUUUGAACAAUUUUCACUUACAACAUUUGAGGAUGAAAUUAGGAAUGAAAUAAAAUAUGACGAAAUGAAUGCACUUAUUGAUAGCUACAUAAAUGAUGGAAAUGAUUUUACUCAUCUAUAUUUGAUAUUAAAAGUUAAAUGUCCACAGGCACCAGGCAAGCCAUAUUUGCUACCCGGCUUGUCGACAGAAGAACCCGAAAUAAUGGUUACAAUUAAGUGGCAACCACCAGCCGUUGAUGGUGGUUCUGCUAUUAUGGGAUACAUUGUGGAGCACAAAAGAACUGGCUCACCAAAUUGGGUUCGUGCAACUCCACAGUCUGUACAGUUUACAGAAUUGUCAAUAAGUGGUUUAGAGCCUGGCUGGAGAUAUCAGUUUCGCGUAAUUGCAGAAAAUGCCGUUGGAUAUUCACAACCGAGUGAACCGUCCGAUCCAUUAACAGUAACUUUGCAACGUAACUUAACUGCAUUUACAGCACCGAGAUUUUUAUCAGAACUUGAAGAUUUUAAUGGAAUUGAAAACGAGAAAGUUGAAUUUAAAGUUAGAUGUAUUGGAACUCCAUCAGCACAAAUUUCAUGGUUUAAAGAUGGAUUUGAAAUUUUUAGUAGUCGACGUGCAAAAAUUGUAACCGAAAACGAUGCCAGUACAUUAAUAUUUUAUCAAGCAUCAUUGACCGAUGAAGGUGAAAUCAAAUGUACGGCAACAAAUCGAGCUGGAUAUGCUUUUACAAAAGCUCAUUUAAGUAUUGAGGCGCCACCAAAGAUUCGAUUGCCACGACAAUAUGAAGAUGGUUUGAUAAUUGAAGCAGAAGAGGUAGUUCGAUUGAAAGUUGGAAUAGCUGGAAGGCCUGCACCGAGCAUUGAAUGGAGUCAUAAUGGCGAAAUUAUCACUUCCAGUGGUCGAUACGAAAUUACUAGUAAUGAUAAAAAUUCAACGCUAAAAAUUGCCAAUACAAAUCGAACUGACCGUGGAGAAUAUCAUUUGAGGGCAUUAAACUCUCUUGGUGAGGAUUUUGCAUCAUUUUUAGUGACUGUCACGGCUCGUCCAACACCACCAGGCAAGAUAUCAACAAAACCAGUAACAAAUAAUAUAGUUACACUUACAUGGGCACCGCCUGAAGAUGAUGGUGGAUGUAAAAUUGGAAAUUACAUUGUUGAAUAUUUUCGCAUUGGAUGGAAUGUUUGGCUUAAGGCUGCCACAUGUCGCUCACUUGCAGUUACAUUGAAUGACUUGAUAUCUGGAUCUGAGUAUAAAUUCCGUGUUAAAGCAGAAAAUCCAUAUGGAGUUAGUGAACCGAGUGUAGAAUCAGAUGUUUUAUUCAUACCAGAUGCUAAGCGUGGCAUAACUGAUCCAACAAGGAGCAAAUCACAAUCAUUGCUUGGCAUUAAAAGUGAAGUGUCACCAGUUGCACCAAGACGACGAAAUCCAUCACAAUCACCAGCUAGAUCAAUGCUUACUGAACAUAGUGAGCAUAAAAAGCCAUCGCCAAUUCCACAAAUUAAAUUAAAUACGAAAAUAUUUGACGACGAUACAAUAACACGAGACAUGUCUUAUGGAACAUCUGAUGAUUUUUAUAAAUUUAAAGAAGUUCCGUCGACAUCACUUCACGAAAAAUCGGGGCUAGAGCAGCAGUCAAAAAGCCUCAAAGGUGUCAAAAAUAACGUUAAGUUUGUGGAUGAAGUUUUGCAGACGACACAAACAAAGACGAUUGACGAGCCAAUUUACGCAAAUCUUCCAAUAAAAGACAAUGAAAAAGAGCCGAAAACAUUAUCAAAAGGUAGCAAGCAAAAUGGUAAUCGCACAUAUUUGGAUCUCUCAAAAGCACGUGGUAGUGAUGCACAUAAUAGUAUACAAAAUAGUAGUGAAUUUAUGUUGGUUUUAUAUGCCGAUAAAGAGUCGAAGAAUGACGCUAAAAACGAUUCAUUUGAACUUGAGGAUUAUUUCGAACCACCAAAGCCACUCUCACAGUCAGCACCAGAAUUAAAUCAGAUAAUUCCAGAUGGUCCGAUCCUAAGACGUGCUGUAAGUUCAACAGAAUUACUGUUUGAAAGAGCAAUGGCAAGAUUCUAUAAAGCAGUUGAAAUUGAGCAAACAGAAAAUGCAAGAAAACGCAGCUUUAGUGUCGACGAUGAAGGAAGACAGAGAAGUGUCAGUGUUGACCAAGAAUCGAGACAUUUAGAAAUUCAUGCAGAUGCACAAGAUACUGCAUUGACGCAUUUGAGAAUCAAUUCAAUGACCGAGAGUGAAAAAAUGAGUGUUUUAAGGAGACGAUUGUCAGGCGAUACACCCAACCUACAUAUUAAUAUUCCCAAACGCUUAGAUUUAAAUCGAGAUGAAAGUUUUGACGAAUUUGAUCCGACUUAUUUGAAUACUUUAAGAAACGAAGAUAUUAAUUCACCGGAUAUGUAUAGCGAUGAACGAUCUCCAUCACCAUAUUCAAUGCCAAGAGCACAAGCUAACAAUGAUGAGGAGAAAUUCAGCAGUGACUAUUCAGAAAGUACUGAGUCGUCAAAUGUAGAAGAGGAAGAGGAUGAGGAUGCAUCACCACGUCGAUCACGAAAUCGUACAAAUGACAAAGAUACAUAUCAUGCACGAAUGCUCUCACCAUAUCGACAGCCACCAAAAGACGAAGCUGCUGAAGUACUUACGAAAUUAAAAUCACCACUUCCCGAUCCUAAUUUUAUUCCAAAACCAAUUCUUAAACGACCACAAAGUGCUGAUGGCAGGAAACCUACUCCAAUAUUUCCAAAACUUGAUCUUUUCAAAAGACGCUCACUGUCACCAUCACCACCAGCAAAUCGUACUCACAGAAAGAGCGUGGAAAUUGAUGAAAAACCUGUCAUUAUAGGACAGACUUCAAAGGAAGAAGUAAAGCCUAAAGUUGCUGAAGUUCCAGCAAUUAAGAAAGAAGAAUUGAAAGUUGAACGUAAAUCACAAAAAUCUCCAUCACCAGUUCCACAAAUUAAAAUUGACAAGAAAGAAUCACCACCAAAAACACAGCCACAGCCCCAAACUCAGACAUCAAGUCAGCUACAAGAUCAGAAAAAUAUUCAGACACAAAAACAAACAUCACCACAACCUUUACCAUUACCACAGUCAAAACAAUUUCUACAGCCAGAAAUUAUUGAACCAGAAGAAGAAGAACAAUUUGAUCCUGAAAUUCUCAAACGAGCUGAACAGACAAAACGAAAAAUGCUCGAACGACGACAAAGUUCAAUUGAGGAGAAUAGAGUCAUGGCUGAUUUCUAUGGUGAUAUCAUUAAAACAGUCUCAUUGCCAUCAAAACCAAAAGUUCCAAUUUAUAUGGAUCCAGAAGCUCUAAAGAAGCUUGAGAUGGAAGAAGAGCAACAAAAUGAUUCUGGUGUGAUGUCAGCAGCAGAACUGUCACCUCAAUCAACAUUAAAUCGACCAUUAUCUCCAAAUCCGAACAGAAGUCCAUCACCAUACAGUCGAAGAGCUUCAGAAUCAGGAAGACCACUUACCUUCUCUCCACCACCUGUUAGUUCCCCAGUUAAAGGAAGAAGAGCAUCAGAAGCACCAAAACUUCAAGGAAAGCAUACAGAACAAUUUUCAAAUCUUCCACUUAAAAACACAAUGGACACAUUUACAUCAAAUUACAAUCGACUGGAACUAAACAAAUCUCCAUCGCCUCAAACGAAUUCAUUUAAUAAAGCACCAACUGAACAGCAGCUUCCAAUUUCACCACCCAAACCACCAAUUAUUGAAAAUGAAGUAAGCUCAACUGAUGAACGCGGGCGUGUUCCAACAAAAUCAUCAACUGGAACAUUGCCAAAGAGAAGAAAGCAAUCAAAAUCGCGAUCUCGAGACACUUCGAUGAUUCGUAUGCCAGAUAUUCAUCCGAUAUUGCCAAAAUCACCUGUUGAACUUACGCAAUCAGUCGCACCGAUUACACGACGUAUGAAGUCAUCGUCUCGCACAAGAAAUCGAAGUGAAUCGAAAUCCCCGACAGCAAUGAAUAGGAAGAUUAUAAUCAAUCGUAUGGCACCGCCAGUGAUCAAAAAAGCAACGACUCCAUUAUCACAAUCACCAGUAUCAUCACGUGCAGUAACACCAAGUGAGUUUCAAGAAGAAGUUGAUGCGAAAGUUAAAUCGUCCAUGACCCAUGCAACAGACGUGUCAAUUCUCGUAUUUGCAACAUACAUUUAUUUCUUCAAGAGCGCAUUACUCGCAUUGCCAAUUUUAGUUCUCUUGAUUUAUCGACAAAUUGCUGCAAAAAUUCCCGAUUGGAUGAAAGGAAAGAAGAAAAAGAGUUAACGGUCUUGAAAAAUUCAAAUGUUGUUUUGUACUUUGAAAGGUUUGAGAACCGCUGGAAGCAGCUUUUUUUUUGUUCCUCACAAUUUUUAUUACAUAUUUGUUGGACAACUUUAUGACUAUUGCUGAUUAUCUGAUAGAAUUUCUGUUAUAACUUACUUAUUACUACUUAUUGUAUUUAUUUAUUGUUGCACUUUUUAUUUCACUCUUGAAAUAUUCAAAUUACAGUAAAUGUUAAAUAAAAAAAAAUUAAAAAAAUACAAAGUGACGUGGGUUUUAUGGCAUGCUGGUUUGAUAGUUUGGUUUCAGAUCUUAUGACUGUAUAGUCAGAUUUAAGAGGAAGAUAGGGCUUCUAUUCGACCCUAGUAGCUCCAUUAGAUUUGUUGUAACUAGGUUUUGUAGUAAUGAUGCUUAACAUAGCUUCUGGGGCUUGUUUUUAUGAAUAAUUGAGGCACCCUACCCUGGUUACUGAUAAAAUAUAUCUAUUCUCUAUAAUUCUAGUUCCUAAUUUUAAUUUCUUGAGAAGGGUGCACCAUGUAGUCAUUGAAAACAGCCUCUUACACUAAGUCAGUAAGCAGGUCUAUGUAAUAGAUGAUUUUAAGCCUACAAACUCUGUUCCGCCUCAAAAAAUAAAAUUUUUCAUGAUCAAUAAAAUCCACUUCUCCUGACAUUCCUCCUCACACCCAAAAACGCAAAAACAUGUAAAACUACAGUCAGAAUAAAUUGAUACAAAUAAUCCUUAUAAAUAUCAAAUUCUGUUGUCCCAAAUCCCAUACUCUCCAGCACUUCUGUUCCAUUUGCAAAGCAUUGUAUCUCUGGAUUUGGAUGGCACUUGAGCUUGUCAACUUGUGACCAGAAUAUUAUCGAUACAGUCUCAUUAGCGUAGAAGAAGAAGGAUAUGUAUUUAAGCAAUGGAACAAACUUAACGUUUGUAUACAUUCCGGAUACUAGAAGAAGCACCAAAUCGACAAUUCCUGACAGCUCAAUUCCAACAAAAAAGGAUGAAAAGAUUCCCGACAAGAAGAAUCCAUAAGCCAUUGAACAAAGACCAGCCAACAUAAUUGAAAAUGCAAUGCUUAAGAAUAUCAUGAAGUCACUUCCGAUAUCUGUUGCAAAAUAAAUAAUCGCCGCAUACAUAAAUGUCUCGGUAAUGAUACGAGGAAUCAUUAAAAGCACGAUAGUGACAUAAUAUGCUGACAAUGAGUAUAAUCGAUUUCCAGUCUCUUUUCUCAGCAGUGGCAGCUCAACGUAAACUAAUGUAAAAACAGCAUAAACAAAUGUGAAGAGAAUCUCUGUUGCGAGGAUAAUUAAAAAUCCCUUAAUAUCCUGAACUGAUGAUUCCGAAUCAAGUGAGAUGUUUGAAUAGACACUCA